AUGAAUCCAGGCGGUCAGGACGACCCGCCCGCCGGCGCGGCUGCCAUAGAAGAGAACAUAGAGGAGAAGCAAAGACCAGAACAGGAGGGGAUUGUCACAAAACAAGAGAAGGACACUGAAUUGCCCUCGGAAAAGGCCCCAACGACUCCAAUCUCGGGGAUUCCCCUGUCGCCCAUAUCUCAGUCUUCCAAUUCGGAUACCGGCGCCGACCUCCACAAGUACGAUUCAAAGAUCGUACAGGUUCGAGAUGGACUAGAGGGUGAUGCGGCGUUGGCCCAUUUGCCCGAGAACGAGCAAGGCGUGUUGAAGAAGCAGCUCGAGGCUCCAGAUAUCAAGGUGACUUACAAGACUCUGUAUCGCUAUGCCACAACGUGGGAUAAAGUCUUCAUCGCCAUUGCAGCCAUCACUGCCACUGGUGGAGGGGCGGUCAUGCCGCUCAUGACGGUUAUCUUUGGAAAUUUGAGCGGGUCAUUUCAAGGCCUGGUUCUGGGAAACCUGAGCGAACCAUUCGACUCCAUCCUCAAUCGAUAUGUCCUGUAUUUCGUCUAUCUGGCCAUUGGCGAGUUUUGCCUGAUAUACAUCUCGACGGUUUUGUUCAUCUACACCGGGGAACACAUCACGUCCAAAGUUCGGGAGCAGUAUCUGAGAGCGAUCCUGCGCCAGAACAUCGGGUUUUUUGACAAGCUUGGAGCCGGGGAAGUUACCACUCGCAUUACUGCCGAUACCAAUCUGAUCCAGGAGGCCAUCAGCGAAAAAGUGGGGUUGACCUUGACCGGCGUUGCUGCUUUCUUCGCCGCCUUCAUCAUUGGAUUCGUCAUAUAUUGGAAACUCACCCUGAUCUGUAUGUCUUCGGUGGUGGCCAUCGUGGUGAUCAUGGCUGCGGGAGGUCGGCGAAUGGCCGGAUGGAACAAGAAGUCUUUGGCGUCCUAUGCCCUUGGAGGCUCGGUAGCGGAAGAAGUCCUCGCCUCGAUCCGCAACGCGGCGGCGUUUGGCACACAAGACAAACUGGCCAAGCAGUACGAUGUUCACCUCCUUGAGGCCCGACGUUGGGGGAUCCGCAGCAAGGGCGCGCUGGGCUGCAUGCUCGGAUCACUCCUCUGCAUUAUCUUCUUGAACUACGGUCUGGCCUUCUGGAUGGGUUCCCGAUUUUUGGUUUCGGGUGAAACCACCCUGGCCCAUAUCCUGACCAUCAUCUUGGCCGUCAUGAUCGGCGCCUUUUCAUUCGGUAAUAUUGGUCCGAAUAUGGAGCAUUUCGCCGCAGGCGUCGCUGCAGCGGCUAAAAUCUACGCCACGAUUGACCGGACCUCGCCGCUCGACCCUUUGUCUGAAGAGGGCGGAAAAUUGGACCACGUGGAAGGGACGGUCGAGCUGAGACAUAUUAAGCAUAUCUACCCUUCCCGUCCGGAGGUGGUGGUCAUGGAGGAUGUGAAUCUCGUCAUUCCGGCGGGCAAGACGACUGCGCUUGUGGGUGCUUCGGGGUCGGGCAAAUCCACCGUGGUGGGAUUAGUUGAGCGCUUCUACGAUCCGGUGGCCGGCGCAGUCCUCCUGGAUGGCCACGACAUUAGCAAGCUCAAUCUCCACUGGCUGCGACGGCAGAUUGCCCUGGUACAGCAAGAACCGAUUCUUUUCAGUCAGACCAUCAAGGAAAACAUCAGGAAUGGCCUCAUCGGGUCCAAGUAUGAGAAUGAACCGGAAGAACGGCAAACGGAACGCAUCAUCGAGGCCGCCAAAAAGGCCAACGCCCACGAUUUCAUCUCGUCUCUUCCAGACGGAUAUGACACCCACGUGGGCGAGCGCGGCUUUCUUUUGUCGGGAGGGCAGAAACAACGUGUUGCCAUUGCAAGGGCCAUCGUCGGUGGCCCCAAAAUCUUGCUCUUGGAUGAAGCCACGUCGGCCCUGGAUACCAAAUCCGAGGGAGUCGUACAGCAUGCUUUGGAUGCGGCGGCGAAGGGACGGACCACCAUUGUGAUUGCCCAUCGACUGUCAACGAUUAAAACGGCCGACAAUAUCGUGGUCUUGCAGAAUGGGCGCAUUAUCGAACAGGGCACGCAUGACGAAUUGCUCGAGAUGAAGAAGGCCUAUUUCAGCCUCGUGUCCGCUCAACGGAUUGGUGGCGAAGACGAAGACGAAUCGGAGAAAGAGACCGAAAUCAGUGACGACAAAUUGAUUCGGAUUCAAUCGUCGAAAUCCGGACACGGCCCCGUGGUCGGUCCGGAAGAUGAAAAGCUGGCCUUGGGAAGGACUCGAAGUCAAAAAUCUGUCUCUUCCAAAGCUCUGGCCGACCAAACGGCACAUGGCGAGGCCAAAUACUCGCUGUGGACUUUGAUCAAAUUCAUUGCGCGGUUCAAUCUUUCGGAAUGGCCCAUUAUGAUUGUUGGACUCAUCUUCACUUGCAUCGCCGGAGCCGCUCAACCGGUCCAGGGCGUCUUCUUCGCCAAAUGCAUUGUUUCCUUGUCACACCCACUUUAUCUUCGCGAUCAGAUUCGUCACGAUGUGAACUUCUGGUCGUUGAUGUACCUGAUGCUGGGACUGGUGGACCUUUUGGCCAUGUGUACUCAAGGAAUCGCAUUUGCCUAUUGCAGUGAAAGCUUGAUUCAACGUGCUCGGGAUGGCGCCUUCAGACGAUUUCUGAGACAAGACAUAUCUUUCUUCGAUGAGGACGAGAACUCGACCGGUGCUCUCACCUCCUUUCUUUCAACCGAAACCACCCACCUAUCAGCCAUCUCGGGGGCCACUCUGGGGACACUCUUAAGCUGCACGACCACAUUGGUCGUCGCCAUUGUGAUUUCGCUGGCGAUCGGUUGGAAGCUAGCCCUCGUUUGUAUGACCGCAUUGCCCGUCAUUCUGGGAACGGGAUUCUUCAGAUUCUGGGUCCUCGCCAAAUUCAGUGCCACGGCCCAAAAACAUUACGAGAAGUCGGCUGGAUUUGCUUGUGAGCAUACAAACGCCAUUCGAACCGUUGCCUCCCUCACGUCCGAACGAGAGGUCUAUGCGGAGUACAAGCAGCAGCUUCGGACCCAGCUACGGGCUUCUCUCAAGUCCAACCUACGAAACUCUUCCCUGUAUGCGGCAUCGCAGUCGGCCAUGUUUUUGGCCCUUGCCCUUGGUUUUUGGUAUGGAGGCCGACUUUUGGCACGCGGGGAAUAUUCUCUAUUCCAGUUCUUCAUCUGUUUUACUGAAAUCAUCUUUGGCGCCCAGUCUGCGGGAACCGUCUUUUCUUUUGCUGGGGACAUGUCCAAAGCAAAGAACGCCGCCGCCGCUUUGAAGAAGCUUUACGAUCGCCAACCAACCAUCGACCCCUGGUCCGAUGCUGGCGAACCGAUCACGCAUGUUGAAGGAGCCAUCGAGUUCAGAGACGUUCAUUUCCGAUACCCAACACGACCGGAUGUCCCCGUUCUUCGUGGUCUCAAUCUGACGGUUCGACCUGGACAGUAUAUUGCUUUGGUCGGCGCUUCUGGGUGCGGAAAAUCGACGACGAUUGCCAUGAUGGAACGCUUUUACGAUCCGCUUGCUGGAGGUAUCUAUGUGGACGGCAAGGAAAUUUCCCGCCUUGUCCUCAAUAACUACAGAUCACAUCUAGCGCUCGUGUCUCAAGAGCCAACAUUGUACCAAGGCACCAUCAAAGACAAUAUUCUCCUUGGCGUUGACCAAGACGAAGUCACCGACGAACAGCUUAUUCAAGCUUGCAAAGACGCCAACAUCUAUGACUUUAUCAUGUCACUCCCGGAUGGUUUUGCGACGGACGUCGGAAGCAAAGCUGCGUUGCUCUCUGGUGGGCAGAAGCAGCGUAUCGCUAUUGCUCGUGCUUUACUCCGCGAUCCAAAGAUCCUACUCCUAGAUGAAGCAACCUCCGCCCUCGAUUCCGAAUCGGAGAAAGUGGUGCAAGCUGCUCUGGAUGCGGCCGCCAAAGGCAGAACGACCAUCGCCGUCGCUCACCGACUUAGUACCAUUCAAAAAGCCGACAUUAUCUAUGUCAUCGACAAAGGCGUUGUGGCAGAACAAGGAACUCAUCAAGAAUUGAUAGCGCUCAAAGGUCGGUACCGUGAGCUGGUCAGCCUUCAGAGCCUGGAAAAGAUGCAUUGA
Rhinocladiella mackenziei CBS 650.93 is the source of this 4083-nucleotide messenger RNA. RefSeq lists its product as uncharacterized. The coding region runs from base 1 to 4083 and encodes 1360 amino acids. Gene Ontology annotation, biological process: transmembrane transport. NCBI's taxonomy places the organism in Eukaryota, Fungi, Ascomycota, Eurotiomycetes, Chaetothyriales, Herpotrichiellaceae. Gene Ontology annotation, molecular function: ATP binding; ABC-type transporter activity; ATP hydrolysis activity. The record is from RefSeq and is a predicted model, not a curated record. The transcript has 3 exons. Gene Ontology annotation, cellular component: membrane.